AUGUCAAAUCAAACACUUUUCUUUCACCAAAAUGAAACCAUCAAAAUCGCUUAUAAGAUACUCGACCAUGGCAGCCAGGAAACCAAAAAUCAAAUACCUUUGAUUAUGAUAAUGGGAUUGAACGGAUUAAAAGAGGACUUUCAGCCUUUAUCUGAUGCACGAGAAAGACAAGGACUCGGCGAAUCACAACAACCCCUUGAAACUUCCAUGACUAUAGAGGAUUUAGCAAAACUUGUGUUCAUGCUAGCAAAUCACGUUAAAUGGAAACAAUUUCACCUUUUAGGAUACUCUAUGGGCGGAAUGAUUGCUCUUACAACGGCAUUAAAUAUUUCACCAGGGUUUAAGAUCGAGAAACUGAUACUUUGUUCGACAUCCUCAAAAGUGACUUUCAGCAAAUAUGUCGAAGACUUGAAAAAACUCGAUAAACUAAGUUUUACACCCGAGCGAAAGAGACAAUUCAUACUGAGCUUGUUAGAACUCAAUUUUACAAAAGAAUGGAUUGAAGCAAAUCCAAAGAUUUUUGCUAAAAUAGUUGAAGAUGAAAUAGAGUUCAUGAAUCGCAAAAGUCAUGCUGUGAUUGCUAAACAGAUACAAGUAGUAGAGAAAUUUGAUGCAGAAUCGAAAAUAAAUGCCAUUCUAAUUCCGACUCUUAUCAUUCACGGCGAUAAAGAUAAGGUUAUUCCAGUUAAUCAUGGAGAAUUUAUUCAUCAUAUAAUGCCUAGUUCUAAAUUUAUUAAGCUAAAAAAUGCUGGACAUCUGUUUUACAUAGAGCAUCAAGGUUCAGUUAAAAUUAUCAAUGAAUUUCUUACAUCAAAGGAUCAUUCUAUUUCCUAG
This is a messenger RNA of Ambispora leptoticha, 834 nucleotides long. The record is from the annotation of a GenBank genome assembly. NCBI's taxonomy places the organism in Eukaryota, Fungi, Glomeromycota, Glomeromycetes, Archaeosporales, Ambisporaceae.